This is a messenger RNA of Metopolophium dirhodum (rose-grain aphid), 702 nucleotides long. RefSeq names its product SCAN domain-containing protein 3-like. The coding region runs from base 1 to 702 and encodes 233 amino acids. The record is from RefSeq and is a predicted model, not a curated record. The transcript has a single exon. Lineage: Eukaryota; Metazoa; Arthropoda; Insecta; Hemiptera; Aphididae.
AUGUCAAGAAAGAGGAAAUAUGAUGAUAGUUAUAUUAAAUAUGGAUUCACUGAAAUUGAAGUAAAUCGAGAAAUAAGACCUCAAUGUGUGAUAUGUACUAUUGUGCUUAGUAACGAUGCUUUGAAACCAGCAAAGCUACAGCGGCAUUUGCAUACGAUGCAUCCUACGCUCAAAGACCGACCACCCGAAUUUUUUGAAAGAAAAUGUAAAAGCUUAAAGAAAAUGAAACUAGGACCAAGUGGGGUGAAUGUCGCAUUAUUACAGCAAGUGCUAACUGCAUCAUUUGAAAUCUCCCAACUAAUCAGUAAGUCAAAAAAAGCACACAGUAUCGGCGAAACAUUAAUUAAGCCUAGCUUGCUAAUAGCUGCGAACAUUUUCGGUGAAGAUGCCAAGAAAAAGAUUCAAAAUAUGCCACUGUCCAAUAAUACAAUAAAGGCACGAAUUGGAAAAAUGUCAUGCGAUAUCGAAGAGCAACUACUAGGUAAAAUUAAAAGUUCCCUUUACUUCGCUCUUCAAUGUGAUGAAACUACUGACAUUGAGCAAUGUUGCCAGUUAUUAGUUUUUGUGCGGUUUUUAGACUUUGGGGAUAAGACCAUAAAAGAAGAGUUAUUGCUGUCAAGUGUACUUGAGACAACGUCAAAAGGGAUUGAUGUAAUGCAAAUCAAAAAAAAUAAUUUGAAACCCUUUUUGUGCAAAAGUUGA